This is a messenger RNA of Rotaria sp. Silwood2, 1485 nucleotides long. Lineage: Eukaryota; Metazoa; Rotifera; Eurotatoria; Philodinida; Philodinidae. The record is from the annotation of a GenBank genome assembly.
AUGAAUACGGACGAUCUCGUUACUCAUAUUCCAUUUGAAACGCGUGUUCAUCAACAAUGCAUCCGUCUUUCCGAUCUUUCACUGCUGUCUUCAAUAGUCAAAUCAGUACAAAACGCGAAGCCGCUGGAAAAUUAUACAAUAUGGAAUAUUCAACAUGAACUAGGCGACGUGACUGCACAAAUCGAAGCACUUUUGGUUCUGGGCGCAUCGCCUUCGAAUUUAUAUUAUUUGCCACCGCCGUAUACGCAUCACAAAAGAUUUGAAAAAUUCGUUAUUGAACAUUUCGGAGUUCCAGAAGAGAACUUCUUUCAUGCAACGCCAUACUGUUUAAGCUACAACUACGAAAAAUAUCGUUUGGCACAGGUUUUAUUUGAAUUGAAUCGACUGAUCACGAUUGAAUUUACGAGACAAAAAGUAACACAUAUGAAAUUACUCGUAUUAGAUAGUGGGGCCUGUUUUGCUGAAGCAUUGGCCCAUCUUUAUGAGAUUGAUGACGGCAAACUAGAUCCAAAUCAACUCGUUGAACAUCUUCCAGCAACAUUGAAAAUUGAAAGAUCUGAUGCAUCAUUGCUUCUAUCACACUUGGAAUCGAUCGAAAUUCGUCUCGUCGAACAAACGUCACGUGGUCUCUUCAAGUAUAUUGAUCAGCCGAGCAUUGAAAAAGCACUGAAUCGAAUCGGAACAUCGAUCAUUGACGUAGCUUCUAGUGAGCCCAAACGACGACUAGAACCAUUGUUGAUUGCCGAAGCUUGUCUAAACAUGUUAUCUUAUUUAUUUUACGAUGCUCCAAAGUCAUUACGAAUUCCAAAACCAUCACAAUUACACAAAUGUCUAUUGCUUGGUUACGGUGCUAUUGGACAAGCAAUCGGUCAUGCUUUAAUGCAUGGUGGUGACUUGGACAUCUUUUCUAAAGGUUCGGUCAAAGUUUGGGAUCAAGAUGCUCCUAGACGUCAACUGGCACAGGACGAUGGUUUCGAAAUAUUCAAUAAUUGGAAUAGCAACGAAGAAUUCGAUUAUGUGAUUGGCUGUACAGGUCGUUGCUCAUUACCGAUGUCGUCUUUUUCGUUAUUACGUGAUAAUGCCUACUUGAUAAGCGUAUCAUCAGGAGCCAUCGAAUUUCCAUUUCAUGAGAUGGUUCAACGUGCAUUAACCGACACUGAAACCGGUCUAUCGAGUGUCCAAAUCAAUGAGCUCACUAGUGAAGAUAUCCAUCGUAAUAUUGAAUUUCACAUCGACAAUCAACGAAAGCUGACUGUCGUCAACGGUGGAAUGCCUAUUACAUUUGUAGGAAUUCUGAAUCCCAUAUUGCCAGAAAAAUUCGACGUCACUCUAAGUUGUAUGAUAGCAGCAAGUAUUCAAGCUGUGCGUGCAAAUCAGCAAACCAAUGAUCCAAAUCGAAUUAUACCGCUUGACUCAACAUAUUCGACCUUAAUUUGUGAUUGGUUUAAGCCUGAAACCGAAAAACACUGCGAUACUACCGAUUGA